AUUGACCAGUUUCACCAACCUUGUAGCGUGACAAACUCUGUUCUGGUCUUGUUUGUUCUGUUCCUCAUCGAGACAGGCGGUGGUGUAAGGUCUCUUAUUGUGCAGGUGCUGCCGUAUCGCUGUGGACAAAAAUAAACAAAUCUACACGUUUUGAUAACAGCGCACUUGUAUUGCCCUUGAAGAUUUUACAGUCAUUUCUUGGUUAAUUAACAUUAAUUGACAAUUACAGCUCUUUGAAUGGUUGCUUUCGUGCGGAAUGGGUGACAAGUUUCUUAAUUGCCGGAAUACCAAACCAGAUGCAAACUAUGUUCUAAUCUGUUUUCCUUGGGCUGGAGGAGGAUCUAACUUCUAUGCACAAUGGGGAAAAAUGACUCCUGAUUUUGUUGAAGUUUGUGGAAUCACUCUCCCCGGCCGCGAGUCUCGAUUCCGGGAACCCUGUAACACAGACGCUAAACAGAUCGUACAGGAGACAUGCUCAGCUAUCUACAACAAAUACAGCACCAAAGAUCUUAUAUUUUGGGGACAUAGUAUGGGUGCACUGUUUAGUUUUGAGACAGCUCUGUUGAUGAAAAAAGAAUACAACAAGGAGCCAGUGAGGAUGUUUUGCUCUGGAAUUUCUGCACCACAUGCCCCCGAGAGGACACGCUCUGAACCUAACGUGAAAGAUAUGACUGAUGCAGAAUUUGUAGAGUUUCUGAAAAAGUUGGGUGGAACGCCUGAGCAGGUGCUAUCAGAUCCCGAGAUGAUGAAACUUUUUCUCCCCCCACUCAGAGCCGACUACAUCAUGAUGGGGGGCUUCGAUUCUCCAGUAGGGCCAGAUCCGCCCUUCUCCUGUCCUCUCCAUUUAUUCGAUGGUGAAGAUGAUGCUAAACACAAUUUAGAGGCUUGGAAGGACAUAACUUCGGGAGAGAAGACAGUUCAGUUUUUGCCUGGUGGUCACUUCUACCUCAAAGAACCGUCCAAUCAGAGUCUCCUGAUCUCGUACAUCUCCAAAAGCCUCGUUUGAUCGGUGGAAUUAUGAUAACAUUGAUUUUCUUUUUGUGCCAUAAAACAAUAAAAUUCAUAUUAAAAAUAUAAAA
This is a messenger RNA of Saccostrea cuccullata (small rock oyster), 1079 nucleotides long. RefSeq names its product S-acyl fatty acid synthase thioesterase, medium chain-like. Lineage: Eukaryota; Metazoa; Mollusca; Bivalvia; Ostreida; Ostreidae. Gene Ontology annotation, biological process: lipid biosynthetic process. The record is from RefSeq and is a predicted model, not a curated record. The coding region runs from base 257 to 1006 and encodes 249 amino acids. The transcript is spliced from 9 exons.